AUGCAGUUAGAGGUGGCUGAAGCGGCUUCAGACAGAUUGUAUCCUGCUCUGUUUCAGUGUUUUACUAUUAUUUUAAGUGGGUAUAUUGCUGGCAGACUCAAUGUUGUUUCAAAAUCUGAAUCCAAAGGCAUUGCAACAUUUGUUGGCACUUUUGCUCUGCCAUCACUUAUAUUUUUAUCUCUGGCCCAACUCAACUUCAGUAUUGUAAAUUGGACAUUUUUGCUUGCAAUGUUAUUAGCAAAAGGGAUUGUAUUCUUUGCCGUUGUGGUAAUUACUAUAUUUGUUUCAAAGCCUAUGAAUUUGGGACAAGCCGGAAUGUUUGCUAUAUUUUGUACACAAAGCAAUGAUUUUGCUUUAGGAUAUCCAAUCAUCAAUGCUAUUUAUCAAAAUACUCAUCCAGAAUAUGCACUGUACCUUUAUUUGAUGGCUCCUAUAUCUCUUGCUAUACUUAAUCCAAUUGCUUUUGUCUUGCUGGAGAUUAAUAAACAGAAACAAGAUGAUACAAAUGAGGAUGGAAACUUACAAAAUCAAAAGAUGUACAUACUAAAGUUGAAAAUGCUGCUUCAAAUUUUGAAAGGAAUUAUUUUUAAUCCAGUGUUAGUGAUGACAGUCCUUGGCAUAAUUGGUAAUAUAAUUUUUAAGCAUAAACUGUCCAUUUACAUUGAAGGGCUCUUAGAGGUUUAUGGCCAAGCUUUUACUGCAUCAGCCCUUUUCUUACUUGGGUUAAGAAUGGUUGGCCAAGUACAUCGAUUGAGGGGGCCAGCACUGAUUGUCCCUUGUGUAUUGAUUAUGGUGAAGUUAAUUAUAUUACCUGUUGUAAUGAGAGAGUGUGUCACGGCGCUCAAUGCUGGUGUAAAUGAGACAGAAACAUCAUCCCUAUCUACAUAUGCAUUCCUGUAUGGAACUAUUCCAACUGCUCCAGCUGUGUUUGUGUUUUCAAAUUUAUACCAGUUAGAAAUGGAUUUGGUGGCUUCAUCCAUGGUUAUUUGUACAUUCCUAUCGGCGCCUAUUACAUUCCUAUCUGCUCAAGUAAUAACAUUAAAUAAGGACUUUGCUGGUCAAUUAAAGAAGUUUGGCUUUGACCUUUCUAUAGUGGCGAUAUUUGCAGCGAUGUGGAUAUUCUUGGUUUUCACAGUCACAAAAAAAUAUAAAAGAAUGCCACACAGGAUAACAUUUUGUUUGAAUAUUACACAGAUAUUAUUAGCUGCCAGUGUCAUAUGGGGUGGUCCACGUGAAAAUUAUCCGCCGUCUUGGCAAUAUAUCUUUCAACAAGCCUUGCAAAUAUUCAGCACAUACUCCUGUUUACUCUGGACUUGCAUGUUGUCAGUUGGACUACUAACAUUAGAGAGUCGCGGGCCCUGUUUCCUUUUGACCCUGUGGCCAGUGCUGGCGUUCGUUGCUUGGGGCGCCCCUGCGGUAAUGGUCGCGAUAUUGAUGGCAACCAAACCCGCUGGUGGCUUUGUGGAGAGCAGUUCCACUGACGCCAUACGCUUAUGUCUGCUAGUCUUCAGCUUAACUGUGACAUCGGGCUGUUUAAUUCUAUACAUACGAUUCCGUCGACGCAGUUCACAUUUUGCCGCCUUGUCUGAUGAUCUGGCCUCCAGUCCACCGGAUGAAUCCACUAGUCUUGUUGAAAACGCUGAACCUAUAUCACACUCUCAGUCCACAUCUAAUAUGGGUUGUUACGGGGCAAUCACGGCCACUCCAUCUCCCAAUAAAAAUCAUAAUGGGUGCUGUACCAAUAAUCCGAACUGUGAAAGUGGUUUCAUGAAUACAUCUUCACGUGACAUUGAGGACAUGACCAAUGAAAAGGAUUGUGCUUGUCCACCAUCUCAGAAACACCGUUGUGGCGCUGCGGGUCCAUGUCAGUAUCUCAACGAACUGGAGCAAGCUGCCAGCCAACUGGGAAUGUUGCCGCCCGAACAUACGCGUGGCAGAGGCGGACAGCUGCUGCGGCAUAUCGUGCUUAUUAUUGCUUAUAAUCUCAGCAUGUUCAUCGGAGUGACGUAUAUCACUUGGAGAGUAUUAAGGAAAGAUGAAAGUGGAGUAUUCAUUGAAAUAGAAUUCUUUGACAUUGCUGUGAAUAACGGGCAAGCUUUAAUUAUGUUUGUUCUAUUUGGGCUCAAUCCGCAGGAGAUCUUACUGCCUGCCAUCAGAUUCCUGAAAAACAGAUGGCAUGGCGAGGACACGGUAAGGCUGCCUCCUGUUGAGGAGCUCAGCUUUGAAACAAAGCACGUCUGCGAGCAGUUUAUCACUCACCACCUAUCUCGCUGUGAGGAGGCUAUAGCUAAGGAUAUCAGAUGGAGGAUGCGUACAUACCGAGGCGUAUUCAGGGGCUCGUGUCUUGUUCGUUGGCUCAUAAGCUCUGGUCUCGCGAACGACGAGUAUGAGGCUGUUACUUAUGGACGACAUUUACUCGACGGGCGACUCAUUUCACACAUCAACAACACGUAUCACUUCACAAACAGCCCGUUGUUGUACACGUUCAACUAA
Messenger RNA from Parnassius mnemosyne (clouded apollo), 2493 nucleotides. The record is from the annotation of a GenBank genome assembly. Lineage: Eukaryota; Metazoa; Arthropoda; Insecta; Lepidoptera; Papilionidae.